AUGAAUUUUUUUACGGCAUUAUUUUUCUUAACAAUUUUUGCUAAUCAUGUACAAGGAACGUAUAGACCCGUUGUAUUAUGGCACGGAAUGGGUGAUAAUUGUUGUGAUGAUGAAAGUAUGGGAAAAGUUCAACAAGUGAUUAAAGAUGCGUUACCUGGUAUAUAUACAUAUUCUAUCAUGUUGGGUGAUAAUGAACGUGAAGAUAAAAAGUUCAGUUUCUUUGGUAAUAUUAAUGAUCAGUUGAUAAAAGUUUGCGAUCUUUUAAAAAUUGAUGAAAACUUAAAAUAUGGAUUUGACGCUAUCGGAUUCUCUCAGGGAGGCCAAUUCCUUCGCGCGUAUGUACAACGAUGUAAUGAUCCCCCGGUACACAAUUUAAUUACAUUUGGAUCACAACAUUCUGGUAUAUCAGAUUUGCCAGGUUGUGAAAAGGGUGAUGGGUUAUGUCAAUUAAUGAGAACAAUUGCACGUCGUGGAGUUUAUUCAAAUUAUGUUCGUACUCACAUUAUCCAAGCUCAAUAUUAUAAAGAUCCAAAAAUUUUAGAUAUUUACUUGGAAAAAAAUAUUUUUUUACCCGACAUCAAUAAUGAGCUUUUUAAGAAUGAAACGUACAAAACAAACUUGCAAUCUUUGAACAAAUUAGUUUUGAUUAGAUUCACCGAAGAUAAAACCGUCGUACCUAAAGAUAGCGCGUGGUUCUCUUUUUAUAAUUCAGAGGGGGAAUUAUUGGACCUUUUCCAUCAACCUAUUUAUACUGAAGAUUGGAUAGGUUUAAAAUCUUUAUACGAAAAUGGUAAACUGGAAUUUAAAGAUUGUGAAGGUGCUCAUAUGCAAAUACCAUUAGAAUAUCUUAUCCAGCAGGUUAUUCCUUAUUUGGGUUCUGAUAUUGGUGAUGAAGAAGAUUAUCGAGAUAAUAUUUUAAUAGAACAAAAUAAUAAUGAUGGAAAUACGAGAUUAUCAUUAAAUAUUCAAAUUUAA
Funneliformis caledonium is the source of this 975-nucleotide messenger RNA. The record is from the annotation of a GenBank genome assembly. Lineage: Eukaryota; Fungi; Glomeromycota; Glomeromycetes; Glomerales; Glomeraceae.